Lutzomyia longipalpis is the source of this 1242-nucleotide messenger RNA. RefSeq names its product congested-like trachea protein. Gene Ontology annotation, cellular component: mitochondrial envelope. The coding region runs from base 148 to 1047 and encodes 299 amino acids. Gene Ontology annotation, biological process: mitochondrial transport; carnitine transmembrane transport. The transcript has 5 exons. Lineage: Eukaryota; Metazoa; Arthropoda; Insecta; Diptera; Psychodidae. Gene Ontology annotation, molecular function: O-acyl-L-carnitine transmembrane transporter activity. The record is from RefSeq and is a predicted model, not a curated record.
AAUAAUGAGUGUGAAGAGUACAUCCGAGUGGUGUUGUACUGGGUCCCACUGUAGUAUCUCAGCUGAUUAUGCAAAUCAAAACAUUGUGCUGCUGAAACCACUUUCUAAAAAGGGAAUUGAAAGUGGGUCACAUACUCUGCUGGAGAAAUGUCUAGUCAUACGAGCCCGGCGAAAUAUUUCCUCUCCGGAGGAUUCGGGGGAGUCUGCACGGUUAUCGUGGGGCAUCCACUGGAUACGAUCAAGGUGCGCCUACAGACGAUGCCACUGCCAGAAGCCGGCCAGUCACCACUCUAUGCGGGAACGUGGGACUGUGCCAAGAAGACAAUCCAGCGUGAGGGCUUCCGAGGCCUCUACAAGGGCAUGUCGGCACCAAUAAGUGGUGUUGCACCAAUAUUUGCCAUGAGUUUCUUUGGAUUUGGCCUGGGAAAGCGCCUGCAGCAGCGCACGGCGGAUGAGAAGCUAACAAAUGGCCAACUUUUUCUUGCCGGUGCCUUCUCCGGGGUAUUCACGACGAGUAUAAUGGCCCCCGGGGAGCGUAUCAAGUGCCUCUUGCAAAUUCAGCAGGGUGGCAAUCAACCACAGAAGUACAAUGGGAUGGUUGAUUGUGCCAAGCAGCUGUACAAGGAGGGUGGAAUAAGGAGUAUCUACAAGGGAUCCUUUGCCACACUCUUGCGUGAUGUUCCGGCUAGUGGACUCUACUACCUCACAUAUGAAUUUACAAAGGAUAGAAUUGGUGCAAAAAUGGGUACAGAAGGUGGUGUUGGAUUGCUGGGAACAAUCUUUGCCGGUGGAAUGGCUGGAAUUGCCAAUUGGGCAAUUGGAAUGCCGGCUGAUGUGCUGAAGAGUCGCCUCCAGACAGCACCCGAGGGAACGUACAAGAAUGGCAUUAGGGACGUGUUUGCUGAACUGAUGAAACGCGAAGGCCCCCUUGCUCUCUAUAAAGGUGUAACACCUGUAAUGCUACGAGCUUUCCCCGCAAAUGCGGCCUGUUUCAUUGGUUUUGAAGCUUUCAUGAAGUUCCUCAACUUUGUGGCGCCCAAUUUAUAGUGUGGAACGUCUCCACCUUUCAUCCAUAUUCUGCAUGAACUGAGAGAGUCAAGGUAGGUUUUAGGUGCAAAAAAAAUUCUUUUUUUAUUUUAAAAAGUGAAGAAAAUGCGAUUUUUUUCUAUAAAUUCUUUUUUAUUGUAUUAUCUCGUUAUCAAUUUAGUGGAGGAAUAAAAAAUAUUUCAGUUUUUGUACAGA